AUGACUGCUUUACCAGAUCCGACCGUCGACCUUGACUGGUCCGGCUAUGUCGGAUCAAUCCAAGAUAUCUUCGGAAAAAAUGCUCAAACCCAUCCGGAUCGCACGUGCGUCGUCGAAACUGCUUCCGCCGAAGGCCCCGAACGUCGAUACACAUAUAAACAAAUCUAUGAGGCAUCAAACACACUCGCCCACUAUCUCCACGAUGCCGGUAUCACAAACGAUGACGUUGUCAUGAUUUUCGCCCAUCGAUCGGUUGAUCUGGUAGUUGCCAUCAUGGGAACAUUGUCCUCCGCAGCAACCUUCACAGUCCUGGACCCCGCAUACCCUCCGGCCAGACAAAAGAUAUACCUCGAAGUCGCUCAGCCCCGUGCAUUGAUAAAUAUUGGAAGAGCCACCGAUGAAGCCGGUGUUCUUGCGCCUAUUGUCCGGAGUUAUAUCGACGAUGAAUUGAACCUCAAGGCAGAGGUGCCAUCACUUCGCAUCGGGGACGAUGGAACAUUGUCUGGUGGAGAGAUUGACGGAAAAGACGUGUUCUCUGAGGCCUUACGAAAAGCAUCUGCUCCCCCUCCUACACAAGUCGGACCUGACAGCAAUCCCACGUUGUCUUUCACUUCAGGAUCCGAGGGACGACCUAAGGGUGUCUUGGGCAGACAUUACAGUCUCUGCAAAUAUUUUGCUUGGAUGGCCGAGCGUUUUGGAUUGAGCUCAGAAAGCAAGUUCACCAUGCUUAGUGGAAUUGCACACGAUCCGAUCCAACGAGAUGGCAAGUCAAUACGACCACUUCAAAUCAUGCCCUCACGGUCUGAUAUCGCCCACGAAAGACUGGCCGAGUGGAUGGCUAAGUACUCGCCAACAGUGACUCACUUGACUCCUGCCAUGGGACAGAUUCUUGUCGGUGGAGCUAGUGCAACUUUCCCUAGUCUCAAGAGUGCUUUCUUCGUCGGAGACGUCCUGACUACAAGAGACUGCAAAGCCUUACGAGCCCUUGCCGAGAACGUCAAUAUAAUCAACAUGUACGGAACGACCGAAACACAGCGUGCCGUGAGCUAUUACUCCAUUAAAAGUAGAGCCGAGGACCCCAAUGGCAUGGACCACCUCAAGGACACCGUGCCCGCAGGAACAGGUAUGCAAAACGUGCAAUUACUUGUCGUCAACCGUGAAGACCGCAACAAAAUGUGUACAGUGGGAGAGACUGGUGAAAUCUACGUUCGGGCAGCUGGAUUGGCCGAAGGUUACCGUGGUGAUCAAGCCUUGAACGAUCUCAAAUUCGUGCAGAACUGGUUCGUUGACAAUAACAAAUGGGUCGAGUUAGACCAAAAAAAUAACAAAGGCGAGCCGUGGAGGAAGUACUACAAGGGACCCCGAGAUCGUCUGUACCGAACUGGUGACCUGGGUCGUUAUUUGGAAUCUGGCGACGUUGAAUGUACUGGCAGAGCUGAUGAUCAAGUCAAGAUCCGUGGCUUCCGUAUUGAACUCAAUGAUAUUGACAGCAACUUGAGCCAAAACCCUAUGAUCAGAGACUGCAAGACCCUCGUCAGACGAGACAGAAACGAGGAACCCACACUGGUCAGCUACAUUGUUCCGGAGAUGAAAUUAUGGCCACAAUGGCUCGAAUCCCACGGCUUGGAAGACGUUCCCGAUGAGGGAACUGACUUUGGUGUUACCAAAGUCUACCUCAAAAAAUUCAGAGCAAUGCAGACCGAGGUCAGAGAUCAUGUGAAGGGCAGACUUCCCAGUUACGCAGUACCCAGUCUUUUCAUCUUCUUGAAAGCACUGCCAUUGAACCCCAACGGCAAGGUUGACAAACCAAAUCUUCCAUUCCCUGAUAUUUCUGAACAGACAGAGGUUGCCUCUGCUGAUGACCUCAAGAGAUGGGAGUCUUUGACGGAGACCGAGAGAACUGUCGCCACAAGAUGGGCUACUCUUGUUCGUGGCUUGAACGAAAAGAAAGUAUCUCCCGAUGAUGAUUUCUUUACCCUUGGUGGACACAGUCUUUUAGCGCAGCAGAUGUUGCUUGACAUUCGCAAAGAGACUGGAGCGCAAGUUUCGAUCAAUAUUCUCUACGAACAUUCGACAUUACGGGCGUUCAGCGCUCAAAUCGACAAGCAACUCCAUGGAGGAGAAACACAAGAAGAGAGCCAAGAGGAUCCCGCUUACGCAAAGUCUUUGGAUCACUUACUCACGACACUGCCGGAAAAGUUUCAAGCCGCCGACCCAUCUACCGUGCGAGCAUCUGCGAGCCCAACGGUUUUCAUCACUGGAGCAACUGGUUUCUUAGGAGGUUUUAUCAUUAAGGAUCUUCUAGAGCGAAACACCCGACAACUACGUAUCAUCGCACAUGUCCGUGCUAAAGAUGCUGAGUCUGGUAUGGCACGUCUCGAGCGUUCACUCAAGGGUUACGGUCUGUGGCAAGACCAGUGGAAGUCGCGUCUUAGCUGCGUUGCAGGGGAUCUCGCGAAGCCACAGCUAGGUUUGAGCGAUGAGGAAUGGCAAAGAUUAGCGCAAGAAGUAUCCGUGAUCAUUGCCAAUGGUGCCACGGUCCACUGGGUGAAACGAUACCAGGAGAUGAUGGCUGCUAAUGUGUUGUCGACUAUUGAAGCCAUGAAGCUUUGCAACAUUGGCAAGCCCAAGAUCUUCACAUUCGUGUCUUCAACUAGUGUACUCGAUACUGAGCACUAUGUCCGUCUUUCUGAGAAGCAGAUCAGCACUGGCGAGGGCGCUAUAACUGAGGACGAUGAUAUGCAGGGUAGCCGUCGCCACUUGGGUACUGGUUAUGGUCAGACCAAGUGGGUUUCCGAGCACCUUGUUAGAGAGGCAGGUAGGAGAGGUCUUCGUGGCUCCGUAAUUCGAGCUGGAUAUAUUCUAGGAUGCUCCCAGACUGGAACUUGCAACACCGACGAUUUCCUCAUCAGAUUCUUGAAGGGAUCUAUUCAAUUACACUCUCGCCCCCGCAUCGUCAACACAGUCAACUCCGUUCCAGUCAACCACGUCGCCCGCGUCGUUGUUGCAGCAGCCCUUAACCCUCUUGAAGGCGUCAACGUCGUCCACGUCACCGGCCACCCCCGCCUCCGCAUGAACGAAUACCUCUCAAUCCUAGAAUACUACGGCUAUGAUGUCCCCGAAAUUAGCUACGAAGACUGGAAGCAUGAUCUUGAAAAGUACGUUUCUGCCGGUGGUCAGGAGAAGGAUCAAGAACAACACGCUCUCAUGCCAUUAUAUCAUUUCUGUGUGAAUGAUCUACCGGGAAACACAAAGGCGCCUGAACUCGAUGAUCGGAAUGCAGUCAAGAUUCUUAAGCUAGAUGCAGACCACUGGACGGGUGUUGAUGAGAGCGCAGGUUACGGAAUCAGUCGCGAGGAUGUUGGCCGGUAUUUGCGCUACUUGUGUGAGACUGGUUUCAUUAGCUGGCCCACGGGUAGAGGCCGACCACUCCCAGAGGUCCGUCUUACCGCUGAUCAGCUUCAAGUUGUGGGAGCGGUCGGAGGUCGUGGUGGUGUUUCUCAAUAG
Molecule: messenger RNA, 3507 nt
Organism: Talaromyces amestolkiae
Lineage: Eukaryota; Fungi; Ascomycota; Eurotiomycetes; Eurotiales; Trichocomaceae
Exons: 8
Coding region: 1-3507 (1168 amino acids)
Biological process (GO): L-lysine biosynthetic process
Molecular function (GO): phosphopantetheine binding; L-aminoadipate-semialdehyde dehydrogenase [NAD(P)+] activity
Source: RefSeq, a predicted model, not a curated record